Calypte anna (Anna's hummingbird) is the source of this 957-nucleotide messenger RNA. Its product is annotated as olfactory receptor 14C36. Gene Ontology annotation, molecular function: olfactory receptor activity. The coding region runs from base 1 to 957 and encodes 318 amino acids. The transcript is spliced from 3 exons. Gene Ontology annotation, cellular component: membrane. Gene Ontology annotation, biological process: G protein-coupled receptor signaling pathway. NCBI's taxonomy places the organism in Eukaryota, Metazoa, Chordata, Aves, Apodiformes, Trochilidae. The record is from RefSeq and is a predicted model, not a curated record.
AUGUCCAACAGCAGCUCCAUCAGCCAGUUCCUCCUCCUGGCAUUUGCAGACAGGUGGAAGCUGCAGCUCUUGCACUUCUGGCUCUUCCUGGGCAUCUACCUGGCUGCCCUCCUGGGCGACGGCCUCAUCAUCACCACCAUCGCCUGUGACCACCACCUCCACAUCCCCAUGUACUUCUUCCUCCUCAACCUCUCCCUCCUCGACCUGGGAUCCAUCUCCACCACUCUGCCCAAAGCCAUGGCCAAUUCCCUCUGGGACAACAGGGACAUCUCCUGCAAGGGAUGUGCUGCACAGCUCUUUCUCUUUGCCUUCUUAAUUUCAGCAGAGUUUUCUCUCCUGACCAUCAUGUCCUACGACUGCUACGUGGCCAUCUGCAAACCCCUGCACUACAGGACCCUCCUGGGCAGCAGAGCUUGUGUCCACAUGGCAGCAGCUGCCUGGGGCCCUGGGUUUGUCCAUGCUUUGCUGCACACAGCCAAUACAUUUUCCCUGCCCCUCUGCCAGGGCAAUGCCCUGGACUACUUCUUCUGUGAAAUCCCCCAGAUCCUCAAGCUCUCCUGCUCACACUGCUACCUCAGGGAACUUGGGCUUCUUGUGCAGAUCUUCAUUGAGCAGAAGCACUGUCAGCUGGAGCAGAUGAAGACCAUGGGCAGCACCAAGGUGGGGGCCUUGGGGCUGAAGUCCUCCACCUGCAAAAGGGCAAGAGCCAUGCUGUGGCACUGCCUGAGCUGUGCAGCUGAGGCAGCAGCUGAAGGACAUCAAGGAGCACUCCUUCAGCAGCUCCCAGGUGAAGAGUGGAUGGCCAUGGAGGCCUGGGAGAUUGGCAGGGCUGGUGGCAAAGUGGGCCAGCGCUGGGACUUCAGCUGCCAGCAGCUGGACCACAGUCCCUGGUGCCGCGCCGGGCUGGACCCUGGCAGGGAGCUCUGGUACCGGCCGCGGGCGGCCGGGCUGCUGUAG